AUGAUAAACACAAUAUUCUACUCACUGCCUGAACUCUCACCACUUGCAUCUCCGGUGAUUCAAGAUCGACGGUCUGUCCUCAACUUCGCACUCACCUGCCGUGCAUUUCGCGCUCCAGCACUCAAUGUGCUUUAUUCCCACCUAAAUGAAAUUGGGCCUCUUAUUAAGGCCCUGCCUGAUGAACUGGUUCAUUUGCGCGAACCUUCCCCGGUGACACCAGAACAGUUCCACUCGUUGGUCCCCUACGCUACACGCGUCAAGAUCCUCUCCAAGUCUUAUGGUCACGAUGACACUGCGUAUGAACUUCUCGUUGCAAGUGCGCCUAAAGAUACUCUACUCUUUCCCAAGCUGCGCUCGCUCACAUGGUGGGAUUGCUGUCUCACAUCCAUCCCAGCCCUCAGGCUCUUCCUAUCCACUCUCGAGUCCCUUUCCCUUCACCUCUCAGACACUUCAUUUCUCAAGGCCAUCAUCCCUGACCUCCACAUCACCGCCCCUUACCUCAAAGCCCUUGCCUUCGUAGGCUUCGUUGAAACAACCGAGGACAGCCCCUCGGAAAUCGAGUCGCUCCUGCUCAGCUAUUCUGAGGGUCUUACAAAGUUUUCAUUCACAUGCUACGAUAUCCCAAGCCACUUGCUCGAUGUUAUCGCUGCAUGGCCACGUCUCCGAUGGCUCACCCUCGAGCUGAGUUACGAAAGCAUCCCCCCUGUACCUCUCCAUAUACCUCAGCCCUUUCAGGCACUCAAUCACUUGCAUAUCUCAUGCGAUGAUCUGGGCCUUUUCAUGUCUUUCCUCCGCGCAUUCCGAAUACUCCGGAUGGAUUCUGAUACGUGUUCCUUUGGAUCUCCCAACCUCAAAACAAUUCAGAUAAACGCACUAGGCUGUAGCUCAGCCAACAUCUGGUCUGAACUCCUCAUCCUUCUCACCCGCAUAACGCUAGAGCAUAUCAUUGUCACCGAUGGGUGUCGCGAUCAGCACACCGAGCUGCACUGCCACAUAGAAGUCUCAGCCUUUGAGUUCUGCUCCCUCCUCACGCAUCCUACCGCCCUCGUAGACCUCAGGACACUUGUCCUCUCUCCCAACCACGCUUCGUCCAUUGCACUCAACAACGCGGAUAUCCUCACGCUUGCUCGUACAUGCCCGUACCUCGAAAUCCUUGACCUAGGGAUGUCCAACACGUCUGUAUCCCUCUGUACUCUAGGCGUCCUUGUGAGGCGCUGCCGCGAGUUACGCAAGGUCUUCCUUUGUGUGGACGCGCGGCUCGAUUCCCUCGCAAUAACGCUUCCGAAUAACGAUGAUGACAAUGAUCAAGUGUGUUUGCAACCCAACACGCGGUUGUACACACUGGAUAUUGGGGACUCGCCCAUUGCGUGCGAGGGUCCCUUAGACCCACCAACUGCACCAGACCUAAUGAGGUCGAUCCCACGGUUCCUGCACUCGAUGGCGCCAGGGCUUCAGGCCAUCGUGACUACAAGUGGGAUGGGCCGGGCCGGCCGGUACAAGUCGGAGUGUGGGGAAUAUGAACGGAGAUGGGAGGUGGUAUCAGACGCUUUGGCGGCAAUGGCAAAAGAUGCGAACUAUAAAGUCGAGGGUAAUGACAUGUUUUAUUUUCGUGGGCUGUGUUAGAUGGUUGAAUGGGGUUUGAGAUUGUGUCGGCUCACCAGGUGUGUGCGCGAGGGGAUGCAGUUUUGGUUUAAGAUUGAGAUGAUUGUAGUAUUUCACGGGUAACAAAAGCUACACACAUCUUGUCGUACUCGCUUGCUGUUCUUUGCGUAUACUACUAGUACUUUUCAAAUGUCCAUGCCUUCGAU
Messenger RNA from Suillus paluster, 1808 nucleotides. RefSeq lists its product as uncharacterized. The transcript has a single exon. The record is from RefSeq and is a predicted model, not a curated record. Lineage: Eukaryota; Fungi; Basidiomycota; Agaricomycetes; Boletales; Suillaceae. The coding region runs from base 1 to 1623 and encodes 540 amino acids.